Messenger RNA from Rosa chinensis, 1323 nucleotides. RefSeq lists its product as uncharacterized. The transcript is spliced from 4 exons. Bases 1 to 1323 code for a protein of 440 amino acids. The record is from RefSeq and is a predicted model, not a curated record. Gene Ontology annotation, molecular function: catalytic activity. NCBI's taxonomy places the organism in Eukaryota, Viridiplantae, Streptophyta, Magnoliopsida, Rosales, Rosaceae.
AUGGAGGGGGUACUAUCUCAGUUUUCUUUUAUUUAUGCUGCUACUACGGCUCUGAAGCGUAAAAGCCUUUGGUCAGAUUUAUUGCAUCUUCGGCAGAAUACAUCUGUUCCUUGGAUGGUGAUUGGGGACUUUAACGCCGUUUUAGGUGCCCAUGAAUGCUUGGGUGGGCAACCUCCUAUUCGUUCAUCUUGUGAGGAUUUCAGAAGUGUCACUGAGCUUUGUGAUUUUUCUCAUAUGGAUACUUCAGGGGCUUUCUUUACGUGGGCUAGGGGUCAUGGGCGAAGUCAUAUUGAACGCCGCCUUGAUCGUGCUUUAUCUAAUAGGAAUUUUAUUGGGGGACCAAAGCCCUUCAAAUUUCAAUCAAUGUGGCUUCUUCAUCCUUCUUUUCAGGACCUUGUAGCGAAUUAUUGGAGAACUACUACUCCUGCUGGUUGCCCAAUGUAUGUCACUCUGCAAAAGCUUACAGCUUUGAAGCUAUGCCUCAAGCAUUGGAAUUACAGUGUCUUUGGGAAUCUGAAGUCGAGGCCGGCCAAAACAGCGAUGCUUGAUGCAACUCGGCGUCAAGAAGCAUUUUGGAGGGAUAGGGCCAAGGUUAAGUGGCUUACAGAUGGGGACAAAUGCACCUCUUUCUUUCAUGCCUAUGCUAGAAACAAGACCGCCAGAGCUAGCAUAAAUUGUCUUCAUGAUGGUCAUUCUCUUCUAACUGACUUGGAAGACAUAUCCAAUCAUGUUGUAACCUUUUACCAAUCAUUAUAUGGCCCAGAUGUUGUAGCUUUUGUGCAAUAUUUCUUUCAGCAUAACUGGUUGUACCCUAAUGCCAAUUCUAAUUUUAUUGUGCUUCUUCCAAAAGUUGAAGGUGCAAACUUAAUUUCCCAAUUUCGGCCAAUUGCCUUGGUGUAUUUUCUUUUCAAGAUUAUACCAAAAAUUUUGGCUGAUCGUUUGGGCCCUAUUGCCUCACGUAUUAUCUCACCUAAUCAAUCUGCAUUUCUGCCGGGACGUCGUAUUUCUGAUUGUAUUGGUCUGGUCUCUGAGGGUUUCAAUUUAUUGGACAGGAAAACUAGAGGUGGUAAUGUGGGUAUCAAGGUUGAUAUUGCUAAAGCUUUUGAUACCCUAAAUUGGCAGUUCUUAUUUCAGGUUCUCCAUCAAUUUGGUUUUUCGCCAGACUUCAUGAAUUAUGUCAAUACCAUCCUUAAUUCAGCAAGAUUGUCAGUUAUGAUUAAUGGUUCUCCAAAAGGUUAUUUCCCUUGUGCUAGAGGAGCAAGGCAAGGGGACCCUUUAUCCCCACUUUUAUUUUGUAUCGCUGAGGAGGCGCUGAGCAGAUGA